AUGUCUUCAGCUCUUCAGCAGGAUGUUCAGGUGAAGCUUGGAGAUGACGUCACUCUUCAGUGUCAGAUUACCACAGAUGAAAUAAUCUCAGUGCUGAAGUGGAGCAGAGCUGACCUGAACACAGACGGCUACGUCUACUUCUACAGGAACAAACGCUCCUAUGAAAACUACCAACAUCCAUCUUUUCAUGGUCGAGUGAAGCUGAGGGACCCGGAGAUGAAGGAUGGAGACGUUUCUCUGAUCCUGAAGAACGUCACGUUUAAUGACACUGGGAUUUAUGAGUGUCACGUAGCAGUGAGGAAAUCUGUGAGAAGUAAAAGAGCUCACACUGAGAUCAGUCACUUCAUUGACCUCACAGUCACAGCUGAAACACAUGAAAGUGUGUCGGAGAAAAAGGAUGGAAAAAGGAUAUGCUGAUGGAAACAUGGAUGAUGCUGAAAGGGUCAGAGCUCCGACUCUUCAGGUUGUUGUUCCUGUUGUUGUUGUUGCUGCUGCUGUUGUUGCUGUUGUUGCCGUUGCUUUUGGGGUUCAAACUCGACAAACUCGUCAACAUAAGAAGCAACAUCGAGUAAAGCUUCCUACUGAGGACUCAGCUGAAGUGUAAUAAAGCUUUUACAGAAAUAUAAAAGCAUUCUUUAUUAAAACGAAAGCAUUGAAAAGCACGUUGUUACAUUAUUUGUUAC
Messenger RNA from Pelmatolapia mariae (spotted tilapia), 683 nucleotides. Its product is annotated as myelin-oligodendrocyte glycoprotein-like. Lineage: Eukaryota; Metazoa; Chordata; Actinopteri; Cichliformes; Cichlidae. Gene Ontology annotation, biological process: T cell receptor signaling pathway; regulation of cytokine production. Gene Ontology annotation, molecular function: signaling receptor binding. Gene Ontology annotation, cellular component: external side of plasma membrane. Bases 1 to 417 code for a protein of 138 amino acids. The record is from RefSeq and is a predicted model, not a curated record. The transcript is spliced from 2 exons.